Elephantulus edwardii (Cape elephant shrew) is the source of this 624-nucleotide messenger RNA. RefSeq names its product SFT2 domain containing 3 (gene SFT2D3). Gene Ontology annotation, biological process: vesicle-mediated transport. The record is from RefSeq and is a predicted model, not a curated record. NCBI's taxonomy places the organism in Eukaryota, Metazoa, Chordata, Mammalia, Macroscelidea, Macroscelididae. Bases 1 to 624 code for a protein of 207 amino acids. Gene Ontology annotation, cellular component: membrane. The transcript has a single exon.
AUGGAUGACCCCCUCCGCCAGCUGCAGUCUUAUCUGGAGCAAACGAAAGCAGGCAAGUCAGCGGCUUCGGCAACGCUGCUCAAUCAGGCUCAAGAAGGGUCCGUGGCGGACAAGAGCAAAGCGGGGUUGUGGCUGGGGCGCGGCAUCCUACGCUGGACAUGGACACACAACCUCGCGAAGCCGGUGGCUCCGGGCUCCUCAUGCUUGCCGAGCGUGACCCGCACACAGAGGCUGGCGGCGAGCGGCGCUUGUCUGGUACUGGCCGCACUCUGCUUCGGGCUGGCUGCGCUCUGUGUGCCCAUACUGCUGCUGCGCGCCCAUAAGUUCGCGCUGCUGUGGUCCCUGGGUUCAGCGCUGGCCCUGGCGGGCGGCGUGCUGCUCCGCGGUGGUCUCCCCUGCUCGCCCUCCCGGAGCGCGCUUGCGUACGCAGCUUCACUGGGCGCCACGCUAUACGCGGCGCUCGGCCUGCGCAGCGAGGCGCUCACGGUGGCCGGAGCCUGCGCGCAGAUGGCUGCGCUACUUGCACUGCUGCUUGGCCUGCUGCCGUGGGGCAGCAGCGCUGCGGUGCGCCUGGCCCUCGGGCGCUUGACACCGCGGGCCGGCCUUCCCGAACUGCCCAUCUGA